CGUCAAUCCAAAUAUCGAUCAACUCGCGUAACACUCUCCAAAGCUGGCAAAGAUAAUCGAUGGAAUUUUUUAAACAGUGUGGUUUAUAUUCGUUACGAAUAGUCUUAUUUUAAUAUUUAAAUUAAUCUAUUUAUAAGAAUAUUUGAAGGAUGGAAACCGGUUAAGAGAUGACCUCCACUUUCACAUCCGGAAAACUUCCUCUUUCUGUUUGUCUGUUCUAAUUCGAAACAGGCUGAGAUUAAAUUGUUUUUUUUUUUUUCUUUAAAUAUUAAUAUGUUACUACUGUAACAUAUUAUAAACAGAAAUUUUCUUAUCUACUACCAACGAAAGCGAACGUAAGUUUUCCUUUAUUAACUAAAUAUAGACACGAUCAAUUAAAGAACAACCUACAUCUACCAGUUAUAUGAAUGAAAUGAAUAGAAUAAAAAUAAUGUUAUAAUGAAUUAAACAAUGUCUUAAACUAGAAAAUAUUCUAUUCUCCUGUCUAAACUGUCAAUAUUACGUUAACGACUAAGUGACAGAAAAAUGAGUUGCUACGUAGAAGAUAAGCGUGCAACCGUUCGAAAGUUCAAUAGAAGAUAAAACAGGGGCGAAGAACAAAGAACGUAUCAAAUUUAUAUAAAUAUCGAUUCAGUAACACAUUGAAAUUUGACAGGAAAGAAUUAGAGUUCGCUUCUUACAUUAACAAGGGAAAAAAAACCUCACGUGUUGAAUUAGGCCAAGUGUUCAAGGUUAUGACGUCAAGAUAGAAACUUAUAAGUCACGUGUAAAAAUAUCGUAAAUAAAGUACUCGAUAAAGAAAGGAUUGUAGACACUCCGUUUCGGUUCACUCGUUCACUAUGGAGUUGGUAACCACUUUCACUCCGAUUGUAAUGUUUGUAUUAAGGAUUAUUAGGACUAUUUUAGAUUAUUUCACAAAUAUGAUCUUCGGAUUAAUUUAUUUACGGAAUACGGAAAGAAUCGAAUGCGUGAAGAAUCCGUUAUUAUUGGAGAGCGCAUCUUCGUUAGCUGAAAAAAUUCGAAAGAAAAAGGUGAAAAGCAUCGAUGUUGUAAAUGCUUAUAUAGCUAGAAUCAAAGAAAUUCAACCGAUAUUAAACGUUAUUGUUGAAAGUAGAUUUGAAAAUGCUUUAGAAGAUGCGAGAAAAGUGGAUCAAAUGUUGGCUUCUCAAGAGUUUUCUGAAGAAGAAUUACGAAAGAGGUUUCCGUUUUUGGGGGUUCCUUUCUCUUGUAAAGAGUCUCUUGCAGUUAAAGGUAUGCACCACACUGCUGGAUUGUAUUCGAAUAAAGAUAAUAGAGCUUCAGAGAAUUCCGAAGUAGUCGCACUGCUAAAGAAAGCUGGUGCCAUACCAUUAGUCACUACUAAUGUUUGCGAGCUGUGUUUAACUUGGGAAACAUCAAACAAAAUAUAUGGUCGGACACGUAAUCCUUAUGAUGUCAAAAGGAUCGCCGGAGGAAGUACAGGAGGUGAAGGUGGCCUUCUGGGUGCUGGAGGAUCAAUAAUUGGAGUUGGUUCUGAUCUGGCGGGUAGUAUUAGAAUACCUGCAUUUUUUAAUGGUGUCUUUGGACAUAAACCAAGCAGAAAUAUUGUUUCGAAUGCUGGACAUUUACCAAAAAUGGGACUGCAAUAUUCGGAUUUUCUUGUUUCGGGACCUCUUUGCCGUUACGCUACAGACUUGUUGCCGAUGAUGAAAAUUUUAACAGGAGAUAAAGCGUCGCAACUGAAUCUAAAUAAAAAAGUGGAUUUCAGUAAAAUAAAAAUAUAUUACAUGGAAGAUGAUGGAGGUAAUCCAUUGUGCACUCCUGUUUCUAAAGAAUUAAGAACGGCACAGAAGAAGGUAUUAACUUAUUUCGAAGUGGUGUAUAACGUUAAACCGAAAAAAGUUAAUUUUCCUCAAAUAUAUUAUUCUACGGAAAUAUGGUUGAAUCUCAUGAAGACUGUUCAACCCCUUCAACCUACUGUGGAAAUGAAAGAGAAGUUUAAUUUAAAAUUAGAAUUAUUUAAAUGGUUAACUGGAAACUCUGAAUUCAAUUUAAAUACUAUUUUGUCGGUCAUUUACGAAUUCAUAGAAGGCAAAACACCUCCCAAAGAAAAAUAUGUUGAAAUGGAAAGAGAGCUGGAACUAGAAAUGAAAGACAUUCUACAAAAUGACGCAGUAUUUUUAUAUCCUUCAUUUCCCGAAACGGCCGUUUAUCAUAAUGAAACAUUUUUAAAGAUGUACAACAUUGGUUAUAUGGCGAUUUUCAACAUCCUCGGUUUGCCAGUUACACAAUGUCCUCUAGGAUUAAGCUCCAAAGGUUUGCCUUUGGGAAUACAAGUGGUCGGUGGACUCAAUCAGGAUCACCUGACGAUAUCAGUGGCUAUGGAACUGGAAAGAGCUUUCGGUGGAUGGAGAAAUCCUCAUCUAUAAACAUAUUUAAAUACUAAUUAUAUAAGAUUGAUUCAAGAGAAAUCUUCAAGAAAUUCAAUGCGAAAAUAUUAAUAUUGUAACAUUUUAAUAUAAUCACAAUUUUAAUAUUAUCACAGAAAAUUAUUGAUAUGCUGAAUUUUUUCCUCUUUGAACUGCCUUUUAUAAUAAUU
This is a messenger RNA of Centruroides sculpturatus (bark scorpion), 2578 nucleotides long. RefSeq names its product fatty-acid amide hydrolase 2-B-like. The transcript is spliced from 8 exons. NCBI's taxonomy places the organism in Eukaryota, Metazoa, Arthropoda, Arachnida, Scorpiones, Buthidae. The coding region runs from base 840 to 2408 and encodes 522 amino acids. The record is from RefSeq and is a predicted model, not a curated record.